AUGGAACCGUUCAACAUCAACACCAUCAACACCAUCAACACCAUCAACACCAUCAACACCAUCAACACCAUCAACACCAUCAACACCAUCAACACCAUCAACACCAUCAACACCAUCAACACCAUCAACACCAUCAACACUUCAACGCCAUCAGUACCAGUAUCAACACAUAACCAAUCUUUCCCCCUAUUCAUAAUUGCGUGUGAAGUAAAUUAG
Penicillium subrubescens is the source of this 216-nucleotide messenger RNA. RefSeq lists its product as uncharacterized. The record is from RefSeq and is a predicted model, not a curated record. The transcript has a single exon. The coding region runs from base 1 to 216 and encodes 71 amino acids. NCBI's taxonomy places the organism in Eukaryota, Fungi, Ascomycota, Eurotiomycetes, Eurotiales, Aspergillaceae.